ACGAGCAUGGGGACCUUUGUCGCAGAGAUCUUUGUUGACUCGAUGCCGCUCACCGCCUCGAACUUUCUCGAUCUCGCGCGGAACGGCUUCUACGACGGCCUGCACUUCCAUCGUGUAAUUCCCGGCUUCAUGGACCAGUUUGGCUGCCCCUUCACGAGAGACCCGCUGAGCCCGCGCGCUGGGACGGGCGGUCCACCGCCCGGCUCCACCUUUGUCAACCUCGCCACCGGCGAGAGCAUCCGGCGCAGCGCCGACGGGACCAUCCCCGACGAGCACACCGCGCGGAUCUCGAACGCGCCCGGCACCCUCUCGAUGGCCAACACCGGGCAGAAGGACUCGGGCGGCUCGCAGUUCUUCAUCAACGUGGGCCAGAACGCCUUUCUCGACUGGUUCAGCCCGGGCCGCUCCCAACACCCGGUCUUCGGGAAAGUGGUCCAGGGGUACGAUUUGAUCGUCAGGAUCUCAAAGGUGCCGACGCAAGCCGACCGGCCACUCGAGCCCAUCACGGUGCAGUCCAUUGUCAUCACGUGAAGGAAGGCUGGUCCCCCGUCACACAACACUCUCUUCCUCGCUUCACUUGCGGGGGGGGGAGAGCUCACACCACAGCCCCACGCGCCCGGCCCCACACCCGCGGCGGCGGCCACCGUCGCCUCCAGCCGUGUCUGAUGUCCGCUCUUAUCUUCCAGGUCUCCUUGUGUUAAGGAGAUCGGCGGGAUUGCACUUUUUAGCAGCUUUU
Messenger RNA from Emiliania huxleyi CCMP1516, 736 nucleotides. Its product is annotated as Petidyl-prolyl cis-trans isomerase putative cyclophilin involved in protein folding and posttranslational modification. Gene Ontology annotation, biological process: protein peptidyl-prolyl isomerization; protein folding. The coding region runs from base 7 to 531 and encodes 174 amino acids. Lineage: Eukaryota; Haptophyta; Isochrysidales; Noelaerhabdaceae. The record is from RefSeq and is a predicted model, not a curated record. Gene Ontology annotation, molecular function: peptidyl-prolyl cis-trans isomerase activity. The transcript has 3 exons.